Molecule: messenger RNA, 1923 nt
Organism: Entamoeba nuttalli P19
Lineage: Eukaryota; Evosea; Mastigamoebida; Endamoebidae
Exons: 1
Coding region: 1-1923 (640 amino acids)
Source: RefSeq, a predicted model, not a curated record
AUGCAAGUGUCAAAGAAAUGUAAAAAUUCCGUACAGACAAUGAAAGUUAAUAGUUUUUACUUAAAGAAUCAUAUAAAUGCUAUAAUUGAUAUUUAUCAUCACCUUCAAACAUUAGAUGGAAGAAAUAAAUUAAAGAAAAUUGAGUUGAGGAAUUUUCAACAAAUUCAAUUAAUUAAAAAUCCAAAUGAAUGUAUUCUUAAUUAUCAAGAAACAUGGAAUAAAAUAGAGUCAAUUAUUGUAAGAAAAAAAGCAAAUUUAUUAUUUAAAAAUAUAACAUCUUUUAUUCAAUUAAGGAGAAUUGAACUUUGGAUUGAUUCAUUAACAUAUUCUAUAGAAACAAUAAAAAGAAUGAGAACAAUAAGAACUCUUAUUAUUCAUUGUACUGAUUCAAAGAAAAUGAUAAAACUUCUUCCGUGUAUUAAAACCUUUGAAUUUGACCGGAUUAAUGUAAUUGUUAUUAUCCAUUCAUUUACAAAAAUAUUAUUAGAUGAAUUAAAAGAGAUUAAACAAAUUAAAGUUGUUUCUUAUCUAAUUGAUCCAUUAACAAUUGAUUGUGUACUUAAACCGUUAAGUUCAAUUAUAGUAUCUCCAGAUUGUUUUAACAACAAAGAAAUUACUUAUAAAGUAUUACAACAAAUUAAUAAAAAUUACAAUCCAUCUCUUAUAAUUUCUUCAAAAUAUUCUUCUACAGUUAAAUCUUCAAAUGUUAAAUGUAUUGAUCUUUCACAGUUAACAUCAAUUUUUGAAUUAAAUGUAAGUAUUUUAUUUAAUGAAUAUAAUCUUUUUAUUCCUAUUCAAUUACUUCGAUUAACAAUAAAUUCAAUUAACCCAAAUAUAAUUUUUUCCAUAAACAGUCUUACUGAAUUACAUUUACAGAAUGUUAAGAGAAAAAAUGAAUUAAAUUGUGAAAGACUUGUACAAUUAGAACUUAUUUCAUGUCAAAAUAUUAAGUUUAAGAAAGUCCCUUUAUCAUUACAAUGCAUAAAUUUAAAUUCUUGUUCAUCUUGUGUUAUUCCAAUUUCUUCUUCUCUAAAAUAUUUUAGAAGAGAGUUUUGUGAAGAAAAUCAGUUUUUAAUAACAGAAGGUAAUGAGGUGUUUGGUUCUAUGUUUAAAGAUGAUAAUUCUGUAAUUAGUUAUGAGAAAGAUAAUUUAUUGUACAUUAAAAGUUGCUAUGAAAUAAAUUGUUCUGAGGCACAAGUAAAAGAAGUCAUUAUCCUUGGGUCAAUUAAUAAAUUUAUAAAUACUAGAAAAUGUUCAAUUAGGUUCAGUGGUUGUGGAAGUUAUAUUAAUGAAAUGAAAUUAUCCACAUCAACAAAAGUUAUUUGUGAGUCAGGAGCAACAAUUCAGCAUCUGAUCGCUGACUCUAUUGAUCAUUUAAUUAUAAAUGGUGAGAUAAAGAAGAUAUCAUGUUCUUCAAUAAGAAUGAUUGAAAUAACAGAAUUAAAACAAUCAGUUUCAUUUGAAUGUAAAUGUUUAUUGUUAAAGAAUAUUAAUAAAACAAAAAUUAAUUUAUCAAAAUAUAAUAUAAAACAUUUAAUAUUAUGUAAUGUAUUUUCCCAAUCCCUUUAUCUUCCAAACACACUUAUGAAAAUUGUGUCAAGAAAUUCAAAAAUUCAAAAGUUUAUAAAUUUAGAAAACUGUCGUCUUUCAACAAAUAGAGUUAUUAAUAUGCUUCUUCAUAUGAAUUGUCAAUUAACUUCUUUCCCUACUAAAAUAUCUAAGCUAAAAUUAAAAAAUAUAGAAACAGAAUUUAUUGAUUUAUCAAUGGUACAUUGCACUGAUAUUAAAAUUAUUUAUUCGACUUGUUUAAGAAAAAUACUAGUUUCUGAUGUUACACUAAAUGUUUAUUUUCAUAUGUGCAAUGCCAAUAUUGAUGUUCAAACACUUCAACCUCAUCAAUUAAAUAUUCUCUAUUUUAAUUGA